This is a messenger RNA of Micropterus salmoides (largemouth bass), 1410 nucleotides long. RefSeq names its product histone H2A-like. The transcript has a single exon. Gene Ontology annotation, cellular component: nucleosome. The coding region runs from base 305 to 688 and encodes 127 amino acids. Lineage: Eukaryota; Metazoa; Chordata; Actinopteri; Centrarchiformes; Centrarchidae. The record is from RefSeq and is a predicted model, not a curated record. Gene Ontology annotation, molecular function: protein heterodimerization activity; DNA binding; structural constituent of chromatin.
ACCGGCUGCGAAGCGGUGACGCUGCUUCAGACCUCCGGCUCCUGAUUGGUGAGGGGCCCCUGCUGGAGCUCAGCACCGCCUAGAGGAGCGACCCACCGCCUGAAUCUCCGCCGCUUAUUGGCGGAAAAUCCCUUCAAACUUUCCGCCUAAACGCAGAGCGGGCCGCCCUCUGCUGCUCUGCAGGAAGCCUCUUUCCUGGUUGGUCUGGAAGAAACCGUCCCGCGCGCUGCGCGGACAUAUAAAGGAGGGUUUUGGCUGCCGGGGCCACAUUUUCUUUGAGUCUUUACUCUAGAAAGAUCACACGAUGUCUGGAAGAGGUAAAACCGGAGGCAAAGCCAGAGCAAAGGCAAAGACUCGCUCCUCCCGCGCCGGGCUGCAGUUCCCCGUCGGCCGUGUCCACAGGCUGCUGCGGAAAGGAAACUACGCGGAGCGCGUCGGUGCCGGAGCCCCCGUGUACCUGGCGGCGGUGCUGGAGUACCUGACCGCUGAGAUCCUGGAGCUGGCCGGAAACGCCGCCCGCGACAACAAGAAGACCAGGAUCAUCCCCCGUCACCUGCAGCUGGCCGUCCGCAACGACGAGGAGCUCAACAAGCUGCUGGGCGGAGUCACCAUCGCUCAGGGCGGCGUGCUGCCCAACAUCCAGGCGGUCCUGCUGCCCAAGAAGACCGAGAAGCCCGCCAAGAAGUAAACAACAACAACCACAAACGACACAACGGCUCUUUUAAGAGCCACACAUCUCAAACUGAAGACACACUUCCUGCUGUAAUUUAUAUUUUAUGAUUAAAGAAAACUUCUCCAUUACGCACCACUCAAAGUUUAUAUCAUCAUAAUUCAUAUUUUUUUUUUAUACUAUAGCAGCUGGUAAACAUCUGUAUCAUUAAAUGUGUUGUUGUGCUGUUACUGAAGGAAAGUUGGCAUCAAUUGAUCAGUAACUUCAUGCUGAAACUGAGCAGUCAGGACUCUGGUAACAUGAACCUUAGGCUAUAUGAUUAUAUGUUUCUGUUCUUGAUGAAUUCAUUCUACUAUUAGUCUUUAUUGACACCAGAGACAUAUUCACAAGCUACCCAGCAGAAUAUAAAAUCAUUCAUAUUAGCUUCAUCUACAUCAUAAUAAAAUGGACCAUUUUACAUAAUGAAUACUUUUAUUCUUUGUUCUCGCCUCUGAACUGGAUUUUUGUAUCAUGUAUCUGUUGUGUUUUUGACAUGCUCAGUUUUAUAGUUUGUGUAACCUUGUAAUGGUGUUCUUUCUUAGUAACUUCUCCCUCAAAAAAAAAGAGACUUAAAUCUCAGUGGACUUCAAAUAAUAGAAUAGAACUAAAGAAUAAUCUUAAGUACUGUAUACCAUGUAGGCUGUUGUGUUUAUUUCAUGUCAAAUAUUUGACAAGAUACAAGUAAAUAAAACAUGUUGAUC